UGUGAGAUCCCGCGAGGGCAGUGCGCGUUUAUACGUCGCGACGAUCGUUUCAAUAAUUUUUUGUUUAUGUGUCCUGUACUUAUACAUUUUUUAGUUCUUUGUCUCUUUCGCAUAUCGAUCAACUUACUCUCACGGAGUGAGUUGUCUCGUCAACGUGACAUCCUUAAUCUAAACUCGUUUAUAAAAAGAAACAUUUUCAUUAAUAGAGUGAAAACAUAGGGAAAAUCAUCAUCAUAGCGACAAGUGGUCCACGUGGAGGUAGCAGCAUCUUCGAGAAAAAGAUUUUGAGUUUUUUUCCGACAAUAUAUCAAGAUACUUCUUCGAUUUGCGGAUUCGUUUGUUCCAGUUUAUCACAAUUUUUAGAUCAUGCAGUUAUUUGACUUGGAUUGGAUAAUAAGAUAUUCUCCUCGAAGAAGUACACUGAUAUUCUCGGUGAAAGAAGAAGAGAAUUGUUGCUGAAGGACAAGAUGACUACGAUAAGUGGGCUUCGAUGUACCGUACAAUGAGACAUCAUCAUAAGGAGCAGAUACAGACGAAGAAGGAGAAGAUGUCAAGUUCACCGUAGACUUUCCUCGACAGAUAACACAUCGAGUUAAACACUUGUAUAUUUCUAAGAAACGAAGAAUAGACAUUUAAGUCGUUGUUUUUUGUCAUCGACAAGCAACCGACACGACUACACGUUUUUUUUGUAUUUUUCCAAAAUAUUCUUACAAUUUGUAGACCUUAAAAAAAGGUCUUGCAAUAUUUUUCAUGAUGAAUGACACGUUGAAUACGUCUAGCAUCAUUAUCAAUUACACAGAAAUCUACAAUGAUAAUGAUACAAAUUGUGAGGCUGAUCUGCCGAUCGUUUCUCUACUAACUCAAAUUCUUUACACGUUUGUUUGCAUCAUUGGUUUACUAGGAAAUACUUUAGUUAUAUACGUUGUAUUACGUUUUUCAAAGAUGCAAACUGUGACGAACAUGUAUAUUGUAAACCUCGCGAUAGCAGAUGAGUGUUUCUUGAUAGGUAUACCUUUUCUUGUAACAACUAUGAGUACGAGAAGUUGGAUCUUUGGCAAAGUAAUGUGUAAAAUUUAUAUGACAACUACGAGUAUAAAUCAAUUUACUAGUAGUAUCUUCCUUUUCAUUAUGAGCGCUGAUCGUUAUAUAGCUGUUUGUCAUCCUAUAUCUUCUCCGAAAAUGCGUACACCUUGUAUAUCCAGAGUAGUAUCUUGCACUGCUUGGACUACAAGUGUAAUAUUUAUGAUACCAGUAUUUCUUUAUGCAAGCGUGAUGGAGGGACCUAAGAGUGUCUACAGCUGCAACAUCUAUUGGCCGGAUGAUCAUGGUGGUCAAACAGCUUUUACUCUGUAUACUUUUAUUCUUGGCUUUGCCAUUCCAUUGAUCCUCAUAUUGAUUUUUUAUUUUUUGGUAAUCAGGAAGCUUCAAACUGUAGGCCCGAAAAAUAAAUCUAAGGAAAAGAAACGUUCUCAUCGUAAAGUAACCAGAUUGGUAUUAACUGUUAUCACCGUUUACGUUUUCUGUUGGCUACCCUAUUGGCUGAUGCAAGUAGCUUUGAUUUAUACACCUCCGAAACAAUGUCAAUCAAGCAUCAGCAUUGCUAGCUUUCUAUUGGCUGGAUUUCUUAGCUAUAGCAACAGUGCUAUGAAUCCGAUACUCUACGCUUUUCUUAGUGACAACUUUAAAAAAAGCUUCUUGAAGGCUUGCACUUGUGCGGCAGGUAAAGAUGUAAACGCAACAUUACACAUUGAGAACAGUGUAUUUCCGCGAAGGAAUAAAGCAAACACUGAGAAGAUCCAAUCAAAUCGUCUUGUUGUUACUCCUGGACAAACAAAAUUUGAGUUAGAUGAUGAGGAUUGUGAAAGAGGUUUGUUAGUCAGUAAAACUUCAACUACUACGGUGACCAUGACGUCACGAUCUAACAUCGCGGUGACUAGUGAACAUAGUCGAGAUCUUGCUAAUAAAGAGAAGGAAGGAUUAAAGAACGGAGCACAGGUAACUUUGCUCACGCAAGUUUGAAUUAUUUUAUUCGACGAUGUUUAAAGUAAUCCGAAGGAAACCAUGAAAAAUCAAGUAUUUGUGUCUCUUCGAUGAUAAAAUUAUUGAUUUUCUAACAAACGAAAGUUCUUGGAUCGAAUCCAAAAUCCCGUGAAAGUUAUCGUUGGAGAUUAGUGACCGAUACGACGACCUCUAUAACUUUCAAUUUCCCGAAUACGAUCGUUCGUAAUAAAUCAUUAUGUUUUUGAAUGGAAAGAACGGAAAGAGGAAGAAUACUGAAGUCUUUUGCUGACGUAGAAACGAAGUUAUGGGACUGGGACAAUCGUACGUGUUGUCAUUAUCUUAAUGGUGAAACAUUGGAAAAUAAUGACUUAAUGGUUGAACAUCUCAGCUUUUAUCCAGGAAAAAGAUCCUUUUCUCUUUUCUCUCAUUCUCGCGUUCAAUGAAAUUGGCUACUACUAAGCUCACAGCGUGAAUGAUUUUAAGAGAAACUUUCCUUAAAGAAGAAUGCGAGAACAAAAACGAUAUGUCGCACUCGAGUGCAAGUUUAAUGGUGCUAGAUCGAGUUCCCUAGUUUCCUAUAGUGACUGUUCCUGUCAGACAAAAUAUAUAUGUAUAUAUUAUUAUUGUUACUAUCAUUAUCAUCAUUAUCAUCAUUAUUAUUAUAAUUAUUAUUAUUAUUAUUAUUAUUAUUAUUAUUAUUAUUAUUAUUAUUGCUGCAGAUUAUGCAGAUUCUUUGAAGAGUUUUUCAAAUUUAAUGGCGAUUAUAGUGUCGUGCUAAUUCGAAUAAUAUUUGUGUUUCUUAAAUGAUACUUUGUAAUUAAAGAAUUUAAGAAUUCGAACGAUACCAUUAUCUUCAUAGAUUUUAUAUAUUAAAGUGUCGCAAAAUAUAAUUCCAAUUUCGAAGAUAAGCUUUAAACACUGUAUAUUGUAUGUGUGUGUGUGUAAAUAAUUGAAAAUUCACUUAAUUAUGGUCGUAAUGACAACGAUAUUAAUUAUACUUUUAAGUGUAUUCAUAUCUUCUCAUUGUCUUUCAUAUAGAACAAUAUGAAGUAUAGAACAAUUUCAUAAUUAUUAUUUCCAUUUGGAAUUAGAAUUAACAAUGGGGCUUGGUUGUAUUCCAUCAUGCCAGAAAUAAAUGUCAAUGCUUCGCAGUUAAUAAAAUUUGUUGUUUUCGUUGAAAUAAACGAAAUUUCUCGUCUGAGGUAUUUGUCAAUACUUUUUCUUGAUAGAGAAACCGCAAACAAAACUAUUUCUCCUAAUGUCUAUGAUUACGUUGUGAAAUGAUUGUUCCUGUCAAAAGCCCUAUAUUUAUUCUCUAAUCAAGUUCGUCUUUGAUCUGGAAAGUUCCUCUAGUUCAAUCCAAUUUAUUUACGGUCGAAGAAGUUAUCCUCUUUUCAUACAGUCUGGCUGUAUGAACCGUCGUUUGAUUUACAUCAUUAGAAGUUAUGAUUCAUUCGUGUUAACAUGUAUUCAGAAACGUCCGAAACAGAGACACGACUGUUUUCUAUACAUAUAUGAUAUGUUAUAUUUGAAAAUAAUUUAAUUAGAAGAAUUGAAAAAAAUAUACAAAGUUGUGUGCGGGACUAAACAUUUUGAGCAUAUUAAUUCUAUUAUUCUUUUAUUAUACGUUUAAUAGAUUUUUAAAAUUUUUUAUUAAAAAUUAUCAUCUAUUUUGUUAAGCAGUAAUUGGACUGUUCAUUUUGAAAUUGGCGUAAGUCCAUUUUCUGUUGUUUCGAGAAAAUUUAAGGUUUGCAUAUUGGUUAAUUCAAUUAUAUUCAUUAAUUAU
Messenger RNA from Polistes canadensis, 3787 nucleotides. Its product is annotated as somatostatin receptor type 2-like. Gene Ontology annotation, biological process: G protein-coupled receptor signaling pathway. NCBI's taxonomy places the organism in Eukaryota, Metazoa, Arthropoda, Insecta, Hymenoptera, Vespidae. Gene Ontology annotation, molecular function: peptide binding; somatostatin receptor activity. Gene Ontology annotation, cellular component: membrane; neuron projection. The record is from RefSeq and is a predicted model, not a curated record. The transcript is spliced from 2 exons. The coding region runs from base 751 to 2019 and encodes 422 amino acids.